UGUUGACCUCAGGUGGGAAUAGAGCGAGGAUGAAGGUGACUUCCAAAUUGGGAAAUGAACUCGGACCUGUGAUCACUUCCCAAAAUGGUUAGCGUCUGGUGUCUUCCCUGUGGCUGCCGAACGAAUCCCCAUCAACAAUGCUUGAUUCAAUCCUCAACUCCAUCCUUCAUCUUGCGCCUGAUAAGAUUUACUCAUAGGGUGCUAUGCGCCACCUGCUAUUCUCGCUGCCAGGGCUUGCCUCAGUGAGGAGCUACACCGCCGUCUUUGCGUGGCGACCUCGAUCUACCCGUUCGCUCUGCAGAAGCGCGCAACUCGCGUCAUCGACGUAUAGCAACUAUGCCGUUGAUAUCCCGGUUGGGAAUAAUGGGCAGAUUACAUUACAAAUAGCUCAUCCAGAUGACUUGCCGCUUCAGAACGGGAGUGUGAUCAUUCAUCUACCUCCAGGACCGUUAUUCACGCAACCUGGAAUUGCUGAUCGCGAGACAUCUGAAACUGCUAAGCAACGUGACCAUGGCGCAGUCUCCGCUGGGAAAAGCGCUACCGGCUUGUCGCUGGCGCAAGAUCUCGCAUCUAGCACUCUCUCGACUAUAGUAACCAUUAAUUAUCGGCUGGGCUAUUCUCCGUUCCCAUCUCAAGAAGCACAAAAGCCCGUAUCGAAUUCUGUGGCAGAUGCAACAACCAGCGAGGGACCAGCAUCGCCAGAAAAGGUUAUUCAUCAAUAUCCAACCCCAGUACAUGACACCCUCGCAGGCUUGGAUUGGAUUCACCAAUACCUACGGCCGAAGCGCCUCGGAGUCAUCGGCACGCACAUCGGCGGCUCGCUAGCCAUAAUGCUUUCCCUUACAGAAGCACAAGCCGUCCACGCUGUCGCAGCACUCGAACCAGUCUGCGACUGGACUGGCCUCGACGAGCAUUGUCUACUUACUAUGCCUGAUGCCACAGAGUCGAGUCCGGCACCGAUGUCGACGGCAGCCCUGGCAGCUGACGCCAUAACUCAGAAGAAGCGAACCGCAGCGACCAGAGCAAGUACGCCACCCACCGCCCCGCACGACUUGAUCCCCCUUCUCAAAGCUCGACGAUCAUACUUCACAGCCCCAGAACGAUACUUCGAUGCUUUCGCCUCUCCUAUUCUCUUCCUCCGUUCCGCGGGGAAAGACGUUCCCCGUAUAUUCCCCGAGUAUCUGACAGGACCGGAGUACCCGAUUCCCGUUCUGCAGCCGAAGACAUCACAGGAGAUCUUUGAGGAAAGCAUCUACAAAUAUUACCCCUCGUUGUCGGACAGCAGUAUGUCGGCAUUAUCAACACACUCUGAGAGUCCAGCCACAUCACCCCCACUGUCGCCCAUACUGGCAUACCUCAGCGAGAAGGCCGCCGCUGCCGCUGCCGCUGCCAUCGCUGAAGAAGAAUAUAUGGACGACGAGGAAACAAAUCAGAGCGCCAUCCGUCGCAGAAAGUCGGUCUCGCGAUGGCCGCCGUACGGACUCGAUUACGGAAUUAGCGGUCCGGCGGUGUUGAACCACCCAAACCGAGGAGUCAAGCGCUUGGAAGUGACGCUACCGUGGGUAAGGGUAUUUGCUCGCGGUGAAGCCCUCGAGAAGACGGAGCCAGGAGCCCCGGCCCCGGUUCAGAAGCUCUUAGCGAAGCGAAAGUCCACUGCGGCUAGACGCAAAACCCACUCGGAGCGUGUCCUGGCGCAACAGGCGGUCGAUAUGGUGGACGUUAUGCAGCGGGCCUGUUUUUGGGGUCGGGAGAAGGGGUUCGGGGAGAGCAGAGUUACGCUUGUGACGGUUGGGGCGGAGACCUGGCCUACCUCCGCGGAGAGAUCUGCUGGGGUUUGGCUGCGGGACGUGAUGAUGGAGAUCGAUAGUGCUGAGCUAUGAUUGAUCUCAUGCUUACCCGCCGAUAAUCAGAACGGCGCUGAUAUCUUGGGUCAUUGAUGGGCCUCAUGAAAUUAUGGACCCAAGGAAGUUCACUACUGAUUAUGUCACCUAUUCGUUGGUGAGAUAUUAAUAUCACAAUAUUCCCAUGUCAUAGCCGCUUUUCUCGCAAAAUACAGUUCGAGUCAGAAGGAAUCAAUGCACACAUUGAUCCGACGCCGGGGUGGUGCGGCAACGCUAAUUUACACCAGUGGUACUUCGGCAGGCUUAAGUGCCUCGUUCUGGACCACCUCAACCCAGUAUCCAUCCGGGU
Molecule: messenger RNA, 2190 nt
Organism: Aspergillus aculeatinus CBS 121060
Lineage: Eukaryota; Fungi; Ascomycota; Eurotiomycetes; Eurotiales; Aspergillaceae
Exons: 2
Coding region: 204-1880 (558 amino acids)
Source: RefSeq, a predicted model, not a curated record